AUGGCAGCCAGGACGACGUUGGCUCUGCUCCCGCUCGUGGGCGCAGUCGGCUGGAGCGCUAAUGCAAAGCUCACGCGGAUGCGCCACGAGACGCGCGCGCCUCCCGGCGGCGAAGCGCUCGAGUUCGUCACGGGCUCAAUGAACGACACGAUCAUGGAGACCCUCGAGACGGGGGACCUCAUUCUCUUUCAGCGCAAACUGACGGCGUUGCAGCCUCUCGCGGCGUUGCACACGUGGGUCACUCGACUGCAGCUGCGGCCGCGCUUCGACCACUGCGGUUGGAUCUACGUCGACCGCUUGGGCCGCAAGUAUAUCGUGGAGGAGACGCUGGACAAGGUGCAGUGUCGCCCGUAUAGCGCCCGUCUGCUCACGUCCGAAGCGAUUGAGAUCUCCGUGUUGCCACUAAAGCUCGAGCGAUCGAAGGAGAUACAAGAGGCUGCGAGCUCUUUCAUCGCCUCAAGUGCGGGUCGAGCGAGUCGAAUCUCGUUGCUGCACACGGCGUACGCGCUGAUCAGUCCCGACAAACUGUACAGGUCAAGUUCUAACGCAGUGCCUUUGUUUCCAGCGGCAGCUUUUGUGGUCGAAGCCUACGACGCCAUGGGGUUAGUGGACAAGAAUCGACUCAAUGACAACCAACCGCCGCUAUCGGCUGCUGUCGUCACGCCACGCGACUUGGCAACAAGGAAAGUCGAACUGCAGGUGCCGACUGGACAGCGGUCGGGUGGUGCCAAACGUCCAGCGUUUGGUCGCUUGAUCCCGAUCAGACUCCAGUAG
Molecule: messenger RNA, 774 nt
Organism: Hyaloperonospora brassicae
Lineage: Eukaryota; Oomycota; Peronosporomycetes; Peronosporales; Peronosporaceae
Source: the annotation of a GenBank genome assembly